CGCCUGACCUGCCUGGAGGAGGGGUACGGCGCCCAGCUGGAGGCCCUGAAGACGGAGUUUGAGGCUGAGAGGAGGACCAUCCUUGAACAGCACGAGCGAGAAAGCUGCUACCUGCGGGACGUGGCGCUGGCUGCGGAGCAGAACUACACCAAGAAUGACCAUGAGGCCACGCUGAAUUUCCAGAGCACCCGGGAUGACAUCAAGAACAAGAGCUUGCAGGAGAAGCAGUACAGCCGCAUGCAGCUGGGCAGGAAGGCGGAGGCGCUCUGGGAGCAGUUCCAGCGGGCCAUGCAGAGCUACACGGAGGCCACCGAGCACCAGAAGAUCGCUUUUGAGGCACUGAAGCAGAAGGACAAGAAGAGCUCCAGGGAGAUAGAGACGCAGGCGAAGAAGCUGCAAAAGCUCCAGGACUCGGUCGCAGCCACCAAGGGUCAGAUCACGGCUCACCUCCGGGAGAGUGAGCAGCAGAACCGGCGUGCACGGGAGGAGAAGGAAAGGGUCCUCAGGCAGCUCCAGGAGCUCAAGAGGGACAUGAACCAGGCCAGGGCGAAGGCCCGUGACAGCCUGGCCAGGCUCACCAUGCAGAGCAGUGCUGCCCUGAAGGCGCUGGUGCGGGUGGUGGAGAAG
Molecule: messenger RNA, 627 nt
Organism: Balearica regulorum gibbericeps (East African grey crowned-crane)
Lineage: Eukaryota; Metazoa; Chordata; Aves; Gruiformes; Gruidae
Source: RefSeq, a predicted model, not a curated record